Rhododendron vialii is the source of this 2992-nucleotide messenger RNA. RefSeq lists its product as uncharacterized. NCBI's taxonomy places the organism in Eukaryota, Viridiplantae, Streptophyta, Magnoliopsida, Ericales, Ericaceae. The transcript is spliced from 3 exons. The coding region runs from base 254 to 2398 and encodes 714 amino acids. The record is from RefSeq and is a predicted model, not a curated record.
CUUUUUUAGUCCUGGAAAGAACAAGUGACCCUCUCUCUUCCCCUCCUCUCUCUCCUCCAAAACCUGCCCCAUUUCAACAGCAGACUGCAUGCAAAUGUUGUGUUAUUUCGAGCCAAGCUUUUCUCCUCCUGCACAACUGUGGAUCUCUAUCUGUCACUGAACAAUUGAAGCUCCCAAAAGGGAGAUUUGGCAUUUUUAUCAGCAGUUGCAGUUUAUUUUGAGCUAUUGAAUCAAAUUGAAGGAGAAGUGAGAGAUGUAUAAUAAAGCUGAGGCCCUUCAAGAAAAAGAAGUUGCUGAAAAGUUAAUUAACGCUGCAGAUUAUGUUAGUGCUAGAGACAGAUUAAUAAAAGCCCAGCAGCUUUUCCCAUCACUUGAUCACAUUGUUGGUAUGUUAACUGUUUGUGACGUUCUCUCGGCUUCCAAAACCAAAAUUCCAGGAUACGACAUUGACUACUACUGGAUUCUACGUCUUAUGCCCUCAUGCAAUUUCACUGACAUAAACUGUCGUCACCAGAAGCUACACAAAUCGAUGAUUCCUAUCAAAAACAAGUUUCCGGGCACUGAGUUAGCACUUAAACUCAUAGAGGACGCCUUUUCUGUACUUUCUGAUGCAGACAAGCGUUCAGCAUUUGAUUCCAAGCGUAAAAGUAGUUGGGAAGGUUAUGAAUCAGUUAAUGAAGAUUCAGCACUCGAUUGUGGCGUAUCUAAUAGGGAGGCGGUCAUUUCUGCUCAAAUCUCUUCUGGGUAUGGUAAGGUUUCUUCUGGUGAAAUUUCAGAAGGAAAAAAAUGGAAUGUGGAAGAUUGGGCACCUUUGCUACAUGUAAAUAGCCUUGAAGAACCCAGUGCAUGUUCUUCUACUGUGAAUUCUGAGGGAAAUACUUUGGAGGAGAUUGACAUGCCAGUGGAUGAUGAAGAAGAUUUGAACUGGUUUGAUCAUGAAUUUUACAACUUUGGGUGCACUAGAACGCUAGAGUGUUUCGAAACCGGGCAAAUAUGGGCAGCAGCUCAAUACCAGUCUGACGAGCCUCAAAAUCGUCGUUAUGCGCAAAUUAAUGCCGUUCUUACAUCUACUGUUGUAGUUACAUGGUUGAAACCAGUUCCCAUUAGUGAUGGAGAGAGAAGAUGGUGCGAUGCAGGUUUGCCUGUUGCUUCUGGACCCUUCCAUAUGGACUUAGAGAACAGUGAAAAGGUGAUCUCCCCAACGGCAUUUUCCUACAUUUGCACUUGGGUUCGUGGAAUAACUGAGGAACAGUUUGAGAUUUACCCCAAAAAAGGUGAAGUUUGGGCACUAUACGAGGAUUGGGACCUUGAUGAAUGGUCCUAUAAUCGGGAAACAGUCAAGGGAUGCAAAUUCAAGUUAGUUGAAUUCCUCUCCGAUUUUUCCAAGUAUUUGGGGGCCGACAUUGCGCAUUUGGUGAAGGCAGAUGGUUUCAACAACAUUUUUCAGAGAAUAAGGAGUGAAGGGAAUCACGUCAUUCUUCACAUCUCUCCAAACAAUUUGUACAUGUUAUCUCACAGGGUUCCAGAAUAUAGAUUUACAGGUGGAGAGAUUGAUGGAGUUAUAGAAGGAAUGCUCGAGCUUGACCAGUUGGCCUUGCCAAAUGAAACAGUAAAUGAUAUUUACAGCCAAACUACGUCGAAGGUGGAAAAUUCAGACAGUUCUAAUAAAUCGGACUGUUCGAAUUUCAAUGCUGGACAGGUUCCCUCCCUUUCUUCUUUGAAGCCAUAUCCAGACAGCAAAAUAUUAGGUCCGAAUUGGUCACCAAAUGAUUUUAUAGCAGGUCAGGUGUGGGCUGUGUAUGAUGAAAAGGAUUUGCCCCGGCAUUACACACAAAUCAACACCGUGAUCUCAAGUAAUCAAGUACGUGUUACAUAUCUAGAACCUCAACCCAUUUUGGAUUAUGAGUUCGCCUGGAAAAAAGAAAGACUCCCCGUUGUCUGUGGAGUAUAUGGAGCUACUGGACCAAAUGUGAACCUAGAUAGAUCACACUUCUCCCAUUUGGUUAGAUGCCAACGUAGCACAACAAAUCCAAUCUACAAAGUCUACCCCGUGAAGGGCGAGAUAUGGGCGAUGUACAAAAACUGGAAUAACAAGUGGAAACAAUUUCAAUAUGAAAACGCCGAAUUUGAUUUUGUUGAAAUUUUGUCAGAUCUUUCGGAAGGGAGUGGAAUGAGGAUAGCAAAGCUGGUAGAGGUGGAGGGUUGUCUGACUUUCUUCCAGAGGCAACAAUUGGAUGGGUUUGACCUGUCUCGUGUGGUUUUGCAAUCGGAGGUGGUUGGGUUCUCUCACCGAAUUCCUGCUUUCAGAGUGCCGGGUAUUGGACAGCACGGCAUCCCAGAAAGUUCUUGGCAUUUGGAACCCAAUGCUCUGCCCUGCAAGCGCGAGUCUGAAGCUUGAAACUUCAGAGAACCUGUGAUUGUGCAAUAUGCAUUGUUGACACUUGUUUCAUCAACUGAAGGUACCCAGUAAAGCUAAACACUGAAGAGAAGCUUGCGUGGCAACUGCGGAUCAGCUGGCUAUGGAGGAUGGCUGCAAAAUGAAGCAGGAGUCUGGAUAUUGGCAUACAAUGUGAAGCUAGGGGGAGGAAACGAGUUUGGGGGCAGAGCUUUGGUUGCAUUUAUGGAGAACUUUGCGCUAUAUUUGAUAGUAGAAGCUGAUUCAGAAGUUACAGUCGACAACAAUUGAAAGAGGGUCCGAGAUGUGGCUGCUCCAUUUGACAUAUCCAGUCAGGUUUCGACAUUGCGGUAAUGGCAUUGGAGAGGGUGUUGAGGCUCUCCUGUGUCUUUCUUUCUAUUGUACCCCAGAUUUUUUUUCCCCGGAACCAACGUAAAGAUCGGAAACCAUGCAGUCUUCGUGAAUUUUAGAAGUCGGCUUUUCUUGUCAAUGAGAUCCCCUGAACCCCUAGACAGUUCCAUUGACACCCUCUUUCUGCGUUGCGAAUCUUUUCAUCCUUACAGUUUCUUUUGAAAACAAAAAAGAACAAGAAGAAGA